AUGGCAAACCGAUACGGGCGGCCCAGCUGGGCUGCUUUGCCACGAAAAGGGCAGUUACUCGUUCUAUGCAUGAUCCGAAUUACUGAACCUAUCACUGUAUUCUGCCUCAACUCAUAUAUAUUUUACCAACUUCGAUACCUCGACCCAAACUCUCCAGAUGAUGAGAUCAUAAGACAGGCAUCGAGUCUUCGGUCAGUAUAUAUGCUGGCUCAGUGUGUUUCGUGUUUUCUCUGGGGUCUCGUUGCAGACUCACCACUGGGUGGAAGGAAACUAGUCCUGCUCAUUGCCCUAGGCUGUUCAUUCCUCAGCAACCUGUCUCUUUGCUUCAUUUCAAGCUAUAAACAGGCUAUUGUCAUCUAUGCUGCACAAGGCUUCUCUAAUAACAAUACGGCCAUUGUAAGGACGCUAGUUUCCGAAGUGGUACCACAAAAGCGGCAAGUUUCCAGGUUUCAAGCCAGAGCAUUUGUAUUGCUACCAAUAUGCACAAGUUUCGCAUCAGUCCUCGGUCCCCUUAUAGCAGGCUUGACAGUCGAAGCCAAUCCUCAAACACAGACCAGCAACCGAUCCUUUCUGGAGAGACAUCCCUAUGCGUUACCACCUUUGAUCAACUCCAUGCUGUUACUAGUGCCACUAUUCUCAACUUUUUUCUUUCUCGAGGAGACAUUAGAACCUUUACGAGAAGAAUACGACCCCGGAAUUGCAAUCUCCCGACGAAUUAUGUCAUUCAUCUCCAGAUCAUCUAGACACCAAUUGGCGCGUUAUGAGGCAGUCCCUGUUGAUAUCGACGGAGAUAGGGAAAUGGAGUGUUUUACCAGAGUGGAAAAUGGUGGUCAAGGAGCCUCAUCAAUGCGACCAAAGUCUAUUCUAGAGGAAGAUGAAAUCGUGAACAAGGCGGAGUGUGUGCUACCAACCUCUUGGAUGUUUACCAAGAAGAUGAUGCUUGUUCUAUUUGCAGGGUUUCUUCAGGAUAUACAGGUUGGCGUGACUAGUGACGCCAUGAACAAUUUGUUAAGUUUCCCUGUGGCAAGUGAAGAGCAGGAACGUCAAACAGUACUGCCGUUUCGAUUCACUGGCGGCGCUGGAUUCAAGCCAAGCUCACUCGCAUGGACGACAUGUAUAUUUGGCAUGUUGGGGCUUCCAUUUCAGUUAUGGUUGUACCCUCGAAUUACUCAAAGCCUGGGAGUACUGAGAACCUGGAGGUACUUCAUGUUCGCAUUCCCCUCGAUAUGGUUCCUAUAUCCAUACAUCGCUGUUCUGCCUUCGAGCCUACCUCCACCCUCGGAAAAAACGGGGUUUUUCAUUUGGGGGUUUAUAGUAUUUCUUGCUAUUAUAACAGGGCUUUUCGUAGGCUGCGUGAUGCCUUGCCAGCUCAUACUUGUAGCGCAGUCAUCACCACAUCCCUCCGCCCUAGCAAAAACCCAGAGUAUUGCCUUCUUCGUGUCCACGGCGACCAGAGCGUCUAGUUCAGCUAUAUCAGGUGUUCUACUUGCAUUCGGUUUAGAUCGGAAUCUCGCUGGUCUACCGUUCUGGCUCAGCGCUCUAGUAGGUGCGAUCGCAAUCGGCAUUAAUCCAUUGAUAGAAGAGAAUGGUUUCGAAGGCUAAGUAGCUAAGAAGUAAUAAAAGUGAACUUCAUAA
Bipolaris maydis ATCC 48331 is the source of this 1635-nucleotide messenger RNA. Its product is annotated as major facilitator superfamily domain-containing protein. Gene Ontology annotation, molecular function: transmembrane transporter activity. Gene Ontology annotation, biological process: transmembrane transport. Lineage: Eukaryota; Fungi; Ascomycota; Dothideomycetes; Pleosporales; Pleosporaceae. The record is from RefSeq and is a predicted model, not a curated record.